ACAGUCGGUGUGGAGGCGCUGCGCUGUUACAUCCGACUCUGUGCUGAAAAACAACACUCAGAGAGUUUACGGGGGAAAGCCAAAGAGCGGAGCGGAAAACAACCGGGAAUUCCGUGAAAAUCCCGGCGUCGGACGGACGAACGCUCGGUCGGCUGGAUUCUAAUCGGAGGAGCUUGGAGCUCACCGCGGGCUGGAUGACAAGCUGCUUUAUUCUACGUGCACCGGAGCCUGCGGACGACAUGGGGAAUAAAUAGUUGCUAAGGUCUUCUCCGCCCGUCUCGUUUCCCCGUAGACUGAUUUAUGUUUAAUUCUAAAGGAGCGUUUCGUCAUCGCAUCUAACAGGAAGAGUCACAUUUUCUGUGUUCAUCACUUUAGUAAGCCGCUGAAGUCAUGGAUGCAAGCUGGAAAAACUGCUUAGAAGAGGAGCUCCUCUGCCCCAUUUGUCUGAAUGUUUUCGAUGAGCCGAUCCAGUUGCCAUGCAAGCACAACUUCUGCAAAGGUUGCAUCUCCGAGGCCUGGGCCAAAGACAACGCGGCAGUUCGCUGCCCCGAAUGCAACCACGACUAUGAGCAGAAACCAACGCUGGAGAAGAACUUUAAGCUUGCCAACAUAGUCAAGCAAUUCAACGCUCUGAAUGCUGAGAAAGACCCCACCGUGCUGCACUGUGUGCUCUGCAGACGAGGCCCCCCGCUGCCUGUGAGAAAAGUGUGCCUUCGUUGCAAGGAGCCCUGCUGCCAAACUCACAUCCAGACACAUCUCCAGCAACCGUGCGCCGCCCCGGGGCACCUGUUGGUUGACAUUGAGGAGCUGAGCGCCUGGACCUGUCCCAGUCAUGAGGAAUACAGGCUGUUCCACUGUGAGCAAGAGCAAGUGGCCCUGUGUCCAUUCUGCUGCUUGUCCCACUGCACUAACCAAAGACACACAGUGUGUGCUGUGGAUACGCAACGAGUGCAGAUACAGGCCAUGCUAAUGAGGCAGCAGGACAAACUGGAUUGUCGUGUUCAGAACAUCGAUGAGCAGCUCAGCAAGCUGGAGUCAGAUAAAACCCUCGUGAAGGAGGCCGUGUCUGAACUGAAGGAGCGAGUCAAAGCUCAGUACCAGAGGAUGCAUUCGCUGCUAGAAGCAAACCAAGCGGAGGCCGUGCAGAUGCUGGAGAGCGCUUACAUCAUGUAUGUGAGAAAGAACUCCCAGCAGGUUCUGCAGCUCAAUGAAAAACGCCAGGAUGCUGAAAAACUCCUGAGCUCGGUGCACACGUUCUUCCAAAGAGCAGAGAGCAUCAACUUCAUGAAGAACACAAAACCUUACCAGCUGCUACUGGACAGGUCAAAUUCUCACCUGAGUGGCACUAUCCCUCCACUCAGAGUGGGCCAGAUCAACUCUCAUCAUUUCCUGUCCGAUCUUUCAACGAGGGAGAAGAACAUGAGGAAAAUGCUGGAAGAACCGUUCAAUGAAUCAUCUGUUCUCGAGGUCGUCCAGUCUCACUGCAGCUCUGCUGCUUCCCAACUGGGAAGGGGUUCAGGGCUACAGAAGAGACAAUACAGCGUGGCUUUCCUGGAGAGUAACACUGAAAACUCCACCUCCCAGGAUCUCCAGCCGUUGCUCUAUGGCAGCAAAAAGUCCUUCCUGGCUGACCAGAGUCCCUGUGCUUCAUCUAUUUACUCCUCAGACGUCCUCCAACAGAAUCCCCACGCCUCCGGUCGUCUUCUUGACUCUGCUGCUCAUCACAUGGUGGGUCUGGGGUCCAGCUCAAGUCACCACUCAGGAAACUUAUUCCCAUCCUCCCACUUUUCCAGUGGAGGAGCCUCGCAACAAGCCAUGUUCCAGGAGAGGAAAGUACUAAUGUGCACUCUAAAUAACUGCUGCUGCUCCAGAUCCCCCGUUGCCCGCGCCCAGCCUCCGUACCCGGCGUCAGACUCUUUCCCCUCCAUGACCUCUCAGGAGUUUCCCCCACACGCUCCACUUCCUGCCACUCAACCACUGCAGCAUUUUCCCAUGAGGGGGCUAAUGGAAGCGUCACCAACUGCCAGGCACUCUGACUUCUACGGCCUGUUCGGCCAGCCCUCAACCAAGCAUUACGGGACCAAGUAACAAACCGCAAUCCAUGUUUGUUUACAUUCAAACCGGCAUCAGAGGAGAGUUUUGUUCUUUUUCUUCUGAUUUUUCCUGAUUUGUUUUCAGAUUAGCCGUCCAUUAAGGUAGUUUAUUGUUUGUCUGGCAGUAUUUAUAGGAACAAUCGUUUCACAGUUACACUCAAAAUUUCACCUUUUCGGUUUUAUUUCCUGUUUUCUCUCUUUUUUGCAGUGCUGAUGUGAUAUUUCAGUCUUAAAUCUGUUGGAAUGAUGUGUUCUGGCAUGAGAUUACAGUGCCUAAAAGAAAAGACUGUUAACACUCUUACUCUACUUGCAAUUUCUUAGCCCUUGGUUAUUUCCUGUUUUGGAGCUGAAGUCAUGCAGGGACCCUCCAUGUCCAUGUGGCUUUAGAACAACCCUGGACUUCAAAUGCUUGUCAGGUUUUUCAUGUAUUUUUUACUGAAGAAUAUAAAUAAACCAAAAUAUGAGGAAGAUAAUGAAUAAAUAAAAAUAUUAAACAAC
This is a messenger RNA of Nothobranchius furzeri (turquoise killifish), 2591 nucleotides long. It is a transcript of the gene trim8a, whose product is annotated as tripartite motif containing 8a. NCBI's taxonomy places the organism in Eukaryota, Metazoa, Chordata, Actinopteri, Cyprinodontiformes, Nothobranchiidae. The record is from RefSeq and is a predicted model, not a curated record.